Messenger RNA from Rangifer tarandus platyrhynchus (Svalbard reindeer), 3810 nucleotides. NCBI's taxonomy places the organism in Eukaryota, Metazoa, Chordata, Mammalia, Artiodactyla, Cervidae. The record is from the annotation of a GenBank genome assembly.
AUGGACCUGUACCUCAAUAACUCCUACAAGGCUGCUCAGGGCGCCAAGGCGGCCGCCAGCAGCCCAACUGCCGAGAGGGAGCGAUGUGACUCCGACUCGCAAAAAGACCCCACUCCAGAGGUCGGAGCCGCUAAUCUAUUGGAUCUUCCUCUUGGGGUCAAGCUUCCCGUUAUUCCAGGAAGUAAUAAUGUAUUCUAUACUACAAAUUUAAGUGAAAAGCUUUAUCAACCUUCUUAUGACUUUAACCUGUCUGAUCCUUAUUGUCGGCUUUUGGAAACCAGCUAUAAAAGCCUGCACGAUCCACAUUUAAAAUCGUACUAUAGGCGAAAAGAUAUCCUGAGGAGAUUAAAGAAAGGCGGCUAUGUCACCAGCAAUAAUAAGGUUGUUUGCACCUUGAAGGAAUUGAAUAAGUACAGGCAGUGUCUCACCAGUUUGAAAUUAGACUUUGAAAGAAACUAUGUAACAGAAAAAAAAAUGAUUGAAAAACAAGUAAAUAAAUUGUAUAAAACCAAGAGAGCCUGUGACAGUUAUGGCAAUACACAGUUCCAAGAUUGGCUGUUACAAGAAAAUAAACAAACAACUCCAGACCAAGAGCUGUUGAUAAAGCAAAGAUAUUUAGAUAUGAUUAGCUUGGAAUUAAACAAGCUUGAACACAUGGCAGAAAAUCAGAACAUACUCCGGAUAAAGGAAGAAGAAAGACGACAUCGGGACCACAUUAGAAGAAAACUUAGUCUCCGGAGACAAAUUGAAGAGGUAACUUCUGAAGAACUGAACAGUAUAAUUCAAAAUAUAAUGACCUGGGUCGUGGCUGCGGUGACCAGUGUAUUAUACCCAGCCAUCACAAAAUAUGAAGAAAGAUUGCAAAAUAUUACAUGCCCAAUGCCUGAUAACUCCACCGUCUCUUUUGAUAGUGAGAGUUGCUGCAGCACAUGCUGUGAGACAUUUCUGUAUCAAACAGAAUUUAAAGCUAUCUCAGAGCAUAUUGACACUGACAGCCUGUCAUUUGCUUUGCUUCUUGAGGAAAUGAGCAGAUGCUAUGACAUAAUUUCAAGCAUAGCAUCUAGUGUGACCUGGCCAGGUAACCAAGAGGUAACUAACAAGGGGAAAACUACUGCCCCCAAAAUAGUAACCACAAAAGAAAAGCAUCCAAAUAAACUGAAAACCUUAGCUUCGGACAUCUUUGAAAUGGUUUUUGCUAAGUUGGAAGGGUUUGCCAAUAGAAAUUUAGAAAAUCUUUGUGCUGUAAUCUGUGGAAAUAAAAAGAACAAGACAUACUGUGAAAGUGAAAAUACCAACAUUUGUGGUAACACACAUGAAAAACGAUUGCAGUCGACUUUAUACAGGCAUGCAAAGAAAGUGUCAAGUACUAUUUUGAAAGCUCUUCAAACUGAAUUAAACAUGAACUUGCCAGAUUUGGACACAUGUAUAAGUAAGCCACUACAAGAGAAACAAAUACUUAAGAGUUUAGUCAGUUUCAUUUUAGAUGCAAUUUCUCCAGAUAUGUUUAAUGAACCUGAACCAGAAGAGAGAGGCAUUAAAAAUUACAGAUAUAGGCCAAUCUAUGGAAAUUUUCUUCCUGGAGGAGCUGACCCAGAUUCAUAUCUAGAAGAUCCUGCAGAUACAGAGAAAGAAAGUGCUGGGGAGGAAAGACCAACAGAAGAUGAAACUAAAUCAGAUUCUCUUAAGCAACAGGAACUAGAAAAAACACUAAAAACUUUUGAAGUAGAACUCAAAGAGCCAAAAAAGGCCCCACUUGUGCCCAUUGCAAAUAUGAAAAAAAAUGUAUUUGACAGAGAGACUGAUCCAGUUGCGCCAGAAGAUAUUAUUGAAAGGCUAUUCAAUAAAAGUGAUUAUCAUAAAAAACUUCAGUUUCAAAUACUAGAUGCCAUUGAAGGUAUCUUAAUUGACAUCUGUGAGGAAACAAUAGAUGAGAAUAAUCUCCCACUUGCUGUAUCCACUCUUAACUGUAAUGUAAGUGGGAGACAUUUAGAAACAAACUCUGAAAGGGACCCUAGGUAUGCAAAUAAGGCUAUUCUUACACUUUUAGUUCCUAAGGAGUGCGUUGCUAUGAUUUCCAAUGAUAUGGUGGAUAUUGUUCUUCAAAAUCUCACUUCUGCUAUCAUGGUUCGCAUCAGUGCAAAUGAUUCCAUUUCUCCAAUAUUGUCUACAGAAUUUUCUGAUGCAUUUUCCAAAGCAGAGCAUCAACAAUCCCCUAGUAAAGACUCAGUGAAGGGAAGGGCAGAGCAUCAACAACCUAUUGUUACAAACCCAGUGAAUGAAAGGGCAAAGCGUAAGCAACCUCCUGUUAUAGAUUCAGUGAAUGAAAGGAAAAGGGAGAGAUUUCCGUUUGCAAGAAACGGAAGAGAUGUUCAGCUGAAAUCAGCUCUUUCUGAUGAUAAUCAGACAACUGUACUUAAGAAACAAGAUGCCAAGAAAUCUACUCCUGAUCCAUGUAAGGAAAAUGCUCACUUUAUUACUAAAACUAUUUUGAAUAGAUUAAAAUCUUUUGCCACAGAAAGACUAGAUUUGCUACUUAAUCUUGAUCCUGAGACUAGAGAAAAACCAGAUGUUGGCUCAGAAUUUACAAAUUGUAAACAAAAUGACAGUGUGUUUCUUGAAUCAAACCAAACGCCAUUAGAUGUGACUGUCCCGAAAAUAUCGACAGCUGGAACCAUUCUCAGUCAAGAAGUCACAAAUUACACAUUAGCUAAUUACAGAGAAAACCGAAGACCUGCAAUUCAUAUAUCACAAGCUAGUCUUAAGGAAUAUGCUGACCUAAUCGCCAAUACCAUUUUGAUGCUUAUAAAAAAUGACAUAGACCUAGAAAUCCAAAAGAUGUAUACAUAUCAAAACAAUACUUCAUUUCAAGAAAACAUCAUUGCAAGUGAAACUGUCAACAACAUCUUAAAGAGUUUAUGUAAUAAAAUAUCUUUGAAGGCAAGUGGCUUUUACUUAAAGCAGGACCCUGAUCUUUUUACCCAACUAGCUGUACAAAAUGAAAUAGUGCCAGGUCAAAGAGAAAUGGAAGACCACACCAAACUGUCUCUCUUUUCAAAAUACUCAGGUGAAAACCAAAAAACACCAGAAGUGGAAAACCAGAGAAGGACAUUGGAAGAAAUAUUUAGAAAUGGAGAAUCUGGACAGGAAAAAACAAAUUCUUUAUUAAGUGUAGUUAAGGAAAUUUUAAAGAAGGCAUAUCAAAGGGUAUGGGAAAACACAGAACAUUGUUCUCCAUUUAAUGAAUUCCCCCACUUUACAUCUGAUUCUAAAAUUAAAACAUCCGCAGGAAAAAAAGCCUUACAGUCACAUAUAAGCAGUAUUGCAAAUGACAUAUUUGAAAGUGUUUACAGAAAAAUGUUCUCAGUAAUUAUGACCUCGUUAUAUGAGAACAGUGAGACCAGAGGAGAAAUGGAAGCCUCUGGCAGUGAUGGAUUACUGAUGAAUCCAUCAUGCUUUAGAGAACUUAAACAAGCAGAAAAAAGCAGUGUUCCCCCUAAACCUGUGAUACCACAAGUUUAUCCUUACACAGGCAUUGGAAGUGUCAGUUCAUUAGAAAACACCUCAUUGCAAUUUUCUCCGUUGCUACUGGGCGAACACUUGGUUCAACAGGUUCUCAAAAAGAUCACAGAUUUUGCUUUGCUGAAUCUAGAAGAGAGUUCAUCCCCUAAAGGUCAAUCUGAUGAAAUUCUGAGGCCAUGCAGUUCUAAAGCUAGCCCUAAGGGCAGCCCUAGGGCAAGUGUUAAGACAAAUUUUAAAACAAAAUCAAAAGUUACCUCUUUAGCUAAAUUUGGAACAAAACCACAGCUCUGA